Messenger RNA from Clarias gariepinus (North African catfish), 1029 nucleotides. RefSeq names its product transmembrane protein 74. Bases 42 to 875 code for a protein of 277 amino acids. NCBI's taxonomy places the organism in Eukaryota, Metazoa, Chordata, Actinopteri, Siluriformes, Clariidae. The record is from RefSeq and is a predicted model, not a curated record. The transcript has a single exon.
AUGUGGCUGUCUUGAUGGACUGAACUGCCAGAGAGAAUCCAAUGGCCUCGGUGGAGCUGCUUUACAUAGACAAAGAGAGAAGGCCUGACGAUCCACCGGAUGUUCCAGCCUGGGCUGCACCUGUUCAGGUCCAUGGGAUAGAUGAUCCGGAUGAAGAAACGACGCAGGAUGGACAUGUAUGCAGUUCGCAUGGGAAAGUGGGUGGCACCGAGGUUCAGUGUCAUUCAGCAGCAAAGGUGACCACCGGCAAAGGAAUAUCAGGCAAGCCCCUUCAUCAGGAGAGGUUCAGAGUGUGUUGUGAUGAAGAGCUGGAGACCUCUUUCACCUACGUUGAUGAAAAUGUCAAUCUGAGACUGGCCACUCCAGACGUGAGCGAGAAAAGCCUCCAUGAUGUGACGCCUUGCCCUGAAUCCCCUAACGAGAACCGCCUUGAAUUUUCCUUAAUGUCCGACCUGACGUCUGAGAGCUCAGGAAAGCCGAUAGAUUAUGGAUUUAUCAGCGCUGUUACAUUUCUAGUGACAGGAAUAACUUUAGUGAUCAUAUCUUAUUCUGUCCCUCGUGACUCAAGAGUAAACCCAGACACCAUCUCGGCGCGAGAGAUGGAAAGACUUGAAAGCGAGAGUGCAAGGCUCGGCGCACACCUGGAUCGGUGUGUUAUUGCUGGGCUGUGCCUUCUCACGUUAGGUGGUGUAGUGCUUUCCACUCUGUUGAUGAUUUCAAUGUGGAAAGGGGAGAUGUACAGGAGAAAGGCCUUCUCAUAUUCCAGGCACUCAGCGAAGCUGUACGGCUCAACUAAUUUGAGAACAAAAUCAAGCUCUGCUCAGUCAUCAGCACACAAUGUAGUUGAGGAAGUUUCUGGUGGUAAUCUUAGUUAAUUUUCAUUCUUUUUCUUUUAUUUUUUUUUAAAUGUGCAAAAUCAGACUUCACAACAUACCCCAAAAGUGUGUUGUUGAUAGGCAUUUUCCACUGGACACUGUAGUACUGAAAGCCUUGUUACUCAUAUUUUAUUAAAAUCUAACUAGAACCCGC